AUGGCAUCGUCAUCUAACUAUAAUCCGUGUUCUAAUACAUCAUGCAGCAAAGGUAUUGGUAUUUUAAUGUGUCAAGGAUGUCAACGAAUAUUUUGUCGAAAACACUCAAAUGAACAUCAUCAAGAAUUAGGUAGAGAAUUGGAAAACAUCGCUUUUGAACACAAUGCCACGCAGCAACAAUUAAAGCAAUUGCAUAUGAACGAUGAUAAAUUAAAAAAACAAAUUGAUGAAUGGGAACAAGGAGCGAUCAAUAGAAUAAAAGCUGUAGCCGAAAAAGUACGAAAUGAAAUUCAACAACUACUUCAUGGUAACACUCUCAUCUUAGUAAAACGACUUAAUGAAAUAGCAGAUGAAAUUACUUUGCGACGAGAAACAGAAGACUAUCUUGAAACCGACCUUAAUAAAUGGACUCAACAAUUAAAUGAAACAAAAGAUAAAAUGCACAAAGUGACUGAUAUCCAAAUACACGAUGAUGCUUUCUGUAAAAUUAAUAUGAUCAAAGUUCAAACACGAGAAACAUUUGAUUCAUUGCAAGGUCCCAUGGAAAUAAAAGAAGAUGGUUUGAUGGCUGUUCACUGUGGAGGGGACAGGAUUAGUUCGAGUGUUUAUGGCUCGAACAUUUACUCAGAUGACAUUCAUCAAAUAUCUAUAAAAGUCGAAAAAAUGAAAGAUAAUAGUUGGAUGUUUUUUGGAAUUAAUUCGUUGGCAACAGAAAUAAGACAAAAUGCAUCUUAUUCACCAUCUGCAUACGGUUGGAUUGGUAGUGGAGCACGAGAGAAAUAUGUGGUUUUGAUGGGUGCCGGGAAUAAUACUGGUUUUAAUGGAUGGAAUGUAUUAAUGGAAACAAAUAAAGCUAAACUAGUUUUUAUGCACAAUGGUUAUACGUAUAUUAUUAGCAAAAGAUCUAGACAAAAAACAAUAUGGGCACGUCGUCAUAAUCGUCAUAGUCAAUGUCGUGGACGUCUACAUACAAUCAAUAAUACAGUUGUCAAUGAAGUUGGAGAAUAUACUCAUGAGCCAAGUUCAGUUGACGGUGAAGUAAUACAAGCAAUAGCAGCAUAG
This is a messenger RNA of Didymodactylos carnosus, 1062 nucleotides long. The record is from the annotation of a GenBank genome assembly. NCBI's taxonomy places the organism in Eukaryota, Metazoa, Rotifera, Eurotatoria, Philodinida, Philodinidae.